UGGGCGUUAGAGUGGGACGUGUCUUGUGGAGGACUCAGCUCAUCCCCAUGUAUGUUCUCUGUACCUGAUGGUGACCGAGUGAUUCCCGCCCAGGCUCCUCUGCUCAGUUCCCAGGAAGGUAUCUUGAGCCUCGUCCGCAGCCUGAGAUGUCCUGCCUUGUUUCCCUCCCAAGCCAUGGAGCUGUUCUUAGCUGUUUGCUCAUCUCGGGACCCACGGCUCUGGUCUUCCAGGUGCUCAGACACCGUUCGCUUCUGACUCAAGAUGAUCUGAUGUCUGAAGUGGACUCUUACCAACCAUGAUGGCUACACAGACGCUAAGUAUAGACAGCUAUCAAGAUGGACAGCAAAUGCAGGUGGUCACAGAGUUGAAAACAGAGCAAGAUCCCAACUGCUCUGACCCGGAUGCAGAAGGAGUGAGUCCUCCUCCCAUCGAGUCUCAGACGCCAAUGGACGCUGACAAGCAGGCCAUUUAUAGGCACCCGCUAUUUCCAUUGCUAGCCUUGUUGUUUGAGAAAUGUGAGCAGUCCACACAGGGCUCAGAAGGCACGACGUCUGCCAGCUUUGAUGUGGACAUUGAGAACUUUGUCAGGAAGCAAGAAAAGGACGGGAAGCCCUUCUUCUGUGAAGAUCCGGAAACCGACAACUUAAUGGUGAAGGCGAUCCAGGUCCUGCGCAUUCAUCUUCUUGAACUGGAGAAGGUUAAUGAGCUCUGUAAAGAUUUCUGUAGUCGGUACAUUGCUUGUCUGAAGACGAAAAUGAACAGCGAGACCCUGUUGAGCGGGGAACCUGGAAGUCCGUACUCCCCUGUGCAAUCCCAGCAGAUUCAAAGCGCCAUCACAGGCACUCUGAGCCCCCAGGGAAUUGUGGUGCCAGCAUCAGCCCUGCAACAGGGAAAUGUAACCAUGGCAACAGUGGCAGGUGGCACAGUGUACCAGCCUGUCACCGUCGUCACUCCACAAGGCCAAGUGGUCACGCAGGCGUUAUCUCCUGGGACCAUUAGGAUCCAGAACUCGCAGCUUCAGUUGCAGUUGAACCAAGACCUCAGCAUCUUGCAUCAAGAGGAUGGCUCCUCCAAGAACAAGAGGGGUGUCCUGCCGAAGCACGCCACCAACGUGAUGCGGUCCUGGCUCUUUCAGCACAUAGGGCAUCCCUACCCAACAGAGGAUGAGAAAAAGCAGAUUGCUGCUCAGACAAAUUUGACACUACUUCAAGUCAACAACUGGUUCAUCAAUGCCCGAAGACGAAUUCUCCAGCCAAUGUUGGAUUCCAGCUGUUCAGAGACUCCAAAAACAAAGAAAAAACCUGCUCAGAACAGGCCAGUUCAGAGGUUUUGGCCAGACUCUCUUGCAUCGGGAGUGGCACAAACAACACCCAGCGAGCUUGCCAUGUCGGAAGGUGCCGUUGUGACCAUCACCACCCCUGUGAACAUGAAUGUGGACAGCCUUCAGUCCCUGUCCUCAGACGGGGCCACCCUGGCCGUCCAGCAGGUCAUGAUGGCAGGGCAGAGUGAGGACGAGUCGGUGGAUAGCACGGAGGAUGAGAGCAGUGCACUGGCGCCCACACACAUCAGCGGGCUGGUGCUGGAGAACAGCGACUCCCUUCAGUAGGACGCACGACACGAUGGGGCCAGUGUGGGCUGGGCGCCAGACUCUACUGUUUGCACAGCAAACGUUUUACACAGUUGUCUUUGUAACCUGUUUUCUAUGUAGAUCUAGAAGAGUGCACUUUUGUAUUUCACAGCAAGCUUCAAGACGUCUUUGCUGGUGCAGCGACUUCCUUCAGAUGUGCGUGUGUGAGUUUUUAAUGCUAGAAACGUGACAAGUGGCCCUGCCCCUUGAGUCCCUGACGAGAUUAAGGAACAGUGCUGCCAUUUUGUAAAAAAUUAUGCAGUUGCAAUUGAGUUGUGUGGUUUACAGCAGGUCUGGGGGCCGCUGCUGGUGUUGCCCACAGGUCUGAAAGAUGACCUGCACAUGGGCUGCAGAGCGAGAGGACGCUGGCCCUGGUGGGCUGUGGGUGCCCACGAUACACUUCAGUUCUCUCGGGCAGCAUUUGCCUGUUUCAUUUGCUAUAUAGAAAAAGAAACUCCUAUUUUUACCUUGCUGGGAUUAUUGGAUAAAAAGCUAUUUUUAUAAAUCAGUUAUUAAUUGGAUUAUGACUAUAUUGAGGAUAAAUUUCUAGAGAAGCAACA
Molecule: messenger RNA, 2187 nt
Organism: Grammomys surdaster
Lineage: Eukaryota; Metazoa; Chordata; Mammalia; Rodentia; Muridae
Gene: Pknox1
Product: PBX/knotted 1 homeobox 1
Exons: 11
Coding region: 296-1606 (436 amino acids)
Biological process (GO): regulation of transcription by RNA polymerase II; angiogenesis
Molecular function (GO): DNA-binding transcription factor activity, RNA polymerase II-specific; RNA polymerase II cis-regulatory region sequence-specific DNA binding
Source: RefSeq, a predicted model, not a curated record